This is a messenger RNA of Phyllopteryx taeniolatus (common seadragon), 8644 nucleotides long. It is a transcript of the gene plekhg2, whose product is annotated as pleckstrin homology domain containing, family G (with RhoGef domain) member 2. Gene Ontology annotation, biological process: intracellular signal transduction. Gene Ontology annotation, molecular function: guanyl-nucleotide exchange factor activity. NCBI's taxonomy places the organism in Eukaryota, Metazoa, Chordata, Actinopteri, Syngnathiformes, Syngnathidae. The record is from RefSeq and is a predicted model, not a curated record. The transcript has 7 exons. Bases 1351 to 6381 code for a protein of 1676 amino acids.
CAUCAGCGCCAACAGACGUGAAUCACUCGCAUCCGUGUCGACGUGACGAUCUGGAAAGUUCACGAAAAGACACAUAUGGACAGACUUAAAGACACGUGGAGACCUAAAAGGGGACAGACGACGCUUGACAUCUGGGGAGACGUAGAAGUCGACUGGCAGACAUCGGAGGAUAGACAAGUUCAUGAAAAGAUGUGUGCUCAGACUUAAAAGGCACGCGGAGACAUAAAAGUCAGCUUCGAGGCAUCUGUGGAGUCGACAUAAAAGAGGAUUGGAGGCAUAAAAGUAGACAUUAAAUCGCUCCAAGACCAAAAAAAAGGCAACUUGAAAGACACUCUGAGAAAGGCAGACACGAAAGACAAUACAAGUGACAAGAGCAGACUUAAUUAAAGACACCCGAAGACAUACAAGUAGAUGUUUGAGACAAUUGGGGACAUCAAAGUAGACAUAAGUGCAAACCAGCAAGUAAUUGGUGUUGCAGUUGUUACUGUUCCGAAUCAGAAUCGUCUUUAUUGCCAAGUAUGUCAAAAACACACGCGGAAUUAUUUGGAGCCGCUCUCUCUCGUAUGACAACAGACCUGCAGGUAGCCGGAAUGCCAGCCAAACAGACAAAGAAGACGGACGGCGGUGAGCUGUCGUACGCGACGCUGGAGUGUUGCGGGUUUUAAUCCAGACUUCUGGCGAACUUCUGACUCACAUCUUUCCAGAAGACUUUAGCCUGUGUUGUCUCUUAGAUUCUGCUAACCUUUUUCUCCUCUCUCCAACAAACUCUCCAUCUUCAUAUGACGUCUCCUUGCAGCCCUGAAGGCCGACAGCGAGGGUGAGGUGAACCGGGCGGACGGUUUGAGAUCGGCAGGAUCGGCGUCCAUCAUCCGGACGGAAUCGGAGCGUGAGCGCAAGCGGGAACGGCUGGAGGAGGAAGCUGAUGAUGAGGAUUUAGCAGCCCUCUGCGCUCCUCCCACUUUGUCCAUCACAGAGGAGAUCCUGGAGUUGAUCAACCAGAGCCGAGCAAAGGAGGGCCUGGUUUCCGUGGAGCAGGUCCUGGAUCAGCCCCCCGAGUCGCAGCAGCCACCUUAUGAAAGCAACUUCACCUGCCCGCUGCCCCCAGUUGCCUCCAGUCCGGAGGACAGGCUCACGCUGGACCCCCAGCAGGAGGAAGUGGAAACUCGCCAGGACAUAGCCACUGAAGAGCAGACUGCUGGGUGUCAAAACGGACUUGAAAGUGCUAACGUGGUCCCUGAGAGGGUGGAAAACCGACUGUAUGCAGAGGAAGAGCCACAGGGGGAAGAGUUGGAACAAGAAGUGGAUAUUAGGAAAACACGGGAAGAAGGCGAGCAAGAGAAGACUCUCACCAUGGCGACCCCACACUCUCCCCCAACAGAACUUCCUCCUUCCAUCACAAUCCUGGAGGACAGUGUGGGGAGUAGUCACUUACUUUUGGAGAAGGCCACCAAUUCCUCCCUAAAUCCAAAUGACUCUCAUCAAGCCAGCCCAAGCGGUAAGCCAAAAAGAGGCUCUGCUCUGACCAGACAUGACAAGAGGAUCAUUGAAAAGAUCAGAAGUUAUUACGAGGCUGCAGCUGGGCUGGAAGAGGACCAUGAGGCCGAACAUGCCAGACAGGAAGAAGACGAGACAUCCAGAAGGAGGAACAGUUUCUCUCAAAUCCCCACGGGACUUGUUAAAGAUUCUGUGUCACGUUUCACAUGUGACAAUCAAGAGGAGGCCAAGAAUGAACCAAUUGAAACAGAGACUGAUCAUGAGGUAGGGAUGGCUUCCCCAGCUGGUCCGGCCUCUCUCGUACUGCCAGAAGACUCUCAUGAUCAUGAUAGACAUGCUGACACACCGAUAGGCCUCCUCGAUUUGGAGGACAAAGACAAAAGUCCCGCUGAUAAAUCACCAAUCUCCACCCGAAUGGAAGACGGUGGAAAUCCAAAUGAGGUCCCUCUGAGUCUGCCGUCAACUAGCAUUCAGUCGAGUGAAGUUGAGAAGGAAAUUGUGGGGGGAAAUGGAAAUGUCAGCAACAAACAAUCAGAGGAAGAACUAAAUGAGAGAGUGAAGAACAGUAAACAAGAUGAAAAUUCACAGCAAGAAGAUGGCCAUUCUACAGAGAGAAAUGACACAAGUAAAAGUGUUCAUUCGGCAAGGACGAAUGAGUCUGAAUGUAACCUAAAAGAAUCAAAGGAAGAAAAGGGAAGUCUCGACGAAUCCUCAAGAACUAUUUCAGAUGGCGUACAAUGUCAUAAAACAACAUCCACUUGGACUAAAAGCAAACAUAAAGAUGUGAUCAAGUCCAGUAGAAACCCUGAAGAACUUCCAAGCCAAAUUAAAUUUGGACGAGUUUCCCGACAGUCCAGGAUUGUCUCAACUAACCGGGCGUUGUUUGAGGGCACAGUCUCUGACAUCACAGGAAUCGGGUUAUUUGAGGCUAGCCCUGUGACAGACCCCUCGCUGUUGGAGAACUCUGAGCGUAUCCUGACCAAAGUCAAAACUCUUGCCAGUAUGUACAGUGCCAAAUCCAGCUCCAUGAAGGUCCCCUUGCAUCAAAAACGGGCCAUUUUUGUUCGGAGCAAAGCCGGCGAUUUGACUGGGCUGUCUUCAGUUUCAAACCAGACUCGGUGUAAUUCUCAGACAAAAUAUACAAUGGAAAUGAAAAAACACCCAAAAUGUGACAUCCCAAGUCAUGCACCUGCCAAAUUAAGUCACAGUCCUGCAGAUGCCAAGCCCAAGCCAAGGCCCAAUUCUGAUGCACAGACAGACAACAAGAAGGAAUCCCAAAUAUCCUCUCAGACGAAUGUGCAGAACAAUUCCAUCACUCAGAGCAGGAACAAAUUGCACGUCCCUCCUACAGCGCAGAUGUUGUCUGGAAGCCAGAAUCACACAAAGACCAACAGCAAAAACCAGAAUCAUGCCAGAAGACAGGAGGACAAAAGGAGCCUGCGGGAAAUACUUGUGAAAGAAAUAAAUGAUGUCCAGGAGAAGGUGGUGCCCGGUGACCAGCAAAACUCUACCUGUAAACUUCAGACACAUGGAUUCACCCUCUCCAGGCCCAGGGACUUCAUCGCGGCGCUGAACAAAGAACAGGACCACAGUAGACUGGACGAUAAACUUCAGAAAUCCAUCACACCAGAGGCGAUGUCACCCGUUUCACUGAGAACCUCUUGUUCCGGUCUCACUCGGGAUAAGAGUAACACCCUCAGGUCGCAGCUGACAGAACACCAUGUUUACACAGAAGACUCAGCGUCUGUAAGCAGCAUUGUUCACCACUCCAGUCUGUCUUCUCACAUACCACACUGGAAUGUUUCCAAAGAUAAAGAUCCUCAUUACCAAUAUAAACAGGAUUCACCAGCUGUGCAAGACAAACAUGAGCCACAAUACAAGAUCCCUGCUAAGCAUCGUGGGAGUACAAGUGAAGCAAGAAAAGACAUGCACAGGAUUCACUCACAGCCUGAAUACUUGGUGUGCACCGGACCCAGGCAUGGAGACUCAAGCCCAGGAGAGAUGAUUAUGUUGUCAUCAGCAAAGAACCUGUUGUCCGCACAACAUCAGACUUUGGUUGUACAAAAAUCCCAACAGCCCAUCGAGGAGUGCCCUAAAGAAGCUGUAAACCUGGUGGGAGGAAGACAUCCUGUUCUGGCUGUCUCUGGAGGGUCAAGCAAAGAGGAUCUAUCAACAAUUAAUAAGACCAAGUGUGAAUUAAUGAGUUAUUUACCGCAAACAUGGAAAUAUUUGCCAGAUAUGAAAGGUCCUGGGCCAACAUUUCUGAGAAAACCAAGAGAGGGCCCAAGUCCAGUGUCGUCAGUGCAAGUCCUGGAAUCAAAUGUCUCUGAAACACACUCUCCAUCGGUGGAGUCUCAUGAUCGUCCACCAAAAUUCCUCAGCCAGAAGACACCGUACUUCCAAGCCAUGCCUAACACCUGGAAAGUCAAUAACACCACUUCAUAUGAAUAUAGGGAACAAGACCACCAGGGUACAGGACCGUCCACCAGCCGUCCCAUCUUAGGUCCCCUCUCCGGAUGCUGCUCUCCUCCCCGAGCUUUGUUGGAUGUAUUCUAUCAGGUGGAGACAUCAAGUUCCCUCAUGGUCCCACCUGGCCAGGACACGCAUUUAAGAACAUCACCCUCUGUCUUCAGGCACACCUCUCCAUCCCCCGUUAGAACUUCUCCCCCCUCACCAAACCUCACACCGUCCUCCUUUUCCGUCAGGGCAUCCACUUGCUCUUCACCAUUCAGGGUUAUUCCGUCUUCUCCCACCCCCUUAGCUAAUGAAGGCUUUGUUUCUCCAGACACCAUAUCCAGGAAUCCCCCAUGUUUCUCUGCUCCUCCGUCAUCUGUAAGGAGUUUCUCCAAAAGGGCUCCUCCUGCCUCCUCUCCGACGCCCUCCUCUGCUUUCAGUCACAGUUCAUUCAAAGGAGCAGGACCUAUACCGUCCUCUCCCCUCCGCUCUCCACCUUGCUCCUCUCCCGUUACAUCAUCCUCCACAUUCACAAGAUCCUUAGCUGCCUCCUGCAUCAGUCAAACUUUGGCCAAAAAGAACAAUGUCCGGCAUCAAGUCCAAAGCUCAUAUACACAAGGUCCUCCCUCCACACCAUCCUUACCAAAUUCUCAUCCGCACCGGUGCUCCCAGUCACCUCGGCUCUCUCACAGCCAGGACGUUUCCUCCACACCAGUUUAUUCCCAUUUGGAGUCUGCUAUCGAUGGGAAUCCAUGCUAUCCGCCAUCUUCUGCCCACUUGACUUUUCAAUCCAAUUCCCAAAACCCUUUUUCUUCUUCUUUAUCUACGAGGCAGAGUCACUGUCCGCCUCUGUCCAGCACCUCUGCUCAUCAUCAUCACUCCCUCAGCCACAACAUGGACUCAUCACAGAAUGCCAACAGCAGCAACAAAGUAAGCUUGCCUACAAGUGCUAACUGUGCUGUUAGCAAUGGAAGCUGCUCUGCCAGUCCACAGAAGGUGCCGUUAGCUAAUGUUAGCACCAGUUGCACCAUGGUACAAAAAAACAGUGAUCGUCUCUCCUUUGGGUCACACAACCGCAUAGCGCGACCGUUUUCUGCAUCCGAGCCAAACUCAAGAGUCCCAUCUCCAACUCCAGCUGUGAGCCCCCCUUCUUUUGCGCGCCUCUGCUCGCCUGCGCCCCAGCAUAAUUACGCUUCCGCCAUGGCAAACAAGCCUCCCGAACCCAGAGGCUCGUGGACUGCAGGGGCAAGUUCCCAUAAUCCAUUAGGUCUAACUCUGGAGAUUCCUGAGGCCUCCUCAGCAAGUCUUUCAUUUGGACCGGCUUCCUCAUGCGUGAGCCCUGAAAUCCUCUCGCCGCCUGCUAUCGGUGUGUCAGUUUGGACUUGUGAUGUCGCUGCACCGCAACCGAGAAAUCCACAAUUUACCUCCCCCUCUCGCUCCUUUUCUUCUUGUUCCAGUCAAACAACGCAGGAGAAAGCAAGCUUUUCCUCCUCCCCUUUUCCCCCACUCUACAGUCUAAGUGCUGAAUCCCCUUACGGACACGACAAUAAGCCCCACACCUUACGGAGGUCUCACUCCAGCCUGUCAGAGACUCACCCGAGCCCACUUCAGAGUGGACCUGAAGGACCAUGUUACUUCUGGGGCGAGAGUAGCCAGAGGUCUCUUGGCUUCACUGACACUUUUGACCAGCGAGGAUCUGGUCCGGUCAGCCCAAGGAGCGGAUGGUCCUCCAAUGACGGUUCACCAUCUUGCCUCAGCCCUCGAGGUGGACUUCAGUCUCCAGUCUCUCCCAGGAGGGUUGCCCCUAGGAGGAGUGACUUUGGCAGAGCACUUCACUUCAGCAGUGAACCUUGGCUGGAUGGACAGGUGGUCUGUAACAACUAUAAUGGACUCGAUGGCUUCUAUGCAGGUGGUAGCACCACUGCUGUCACCUUGCCUUCUCCGCCAAACUCCCUCUCGCAAUCCCUCCGCUCCUCAAUGGCUGCAGAAUGGGGAGAUCCGGAGCUGGAACAGGGGAGCUGUCGGAGCCAACUGAUUUGCGCCUACGUUGGCGGACCGCCACCAGAACCAAACCUUUCCUCCUCCUGCGUGGUCCUAUCUCCCCCUCCAGUCGCCCACCACCAAAUCUACCAGGCCCACUUGCAAUCACCUCCCCAGUCCCCCAACGUAGCACCUUCCAGAUCAUCACCGGCAGCCUUUGCCUGUCCGUCACUGAACAAAGUGUCUAAUCAGAAGACGAGCUACGCUACCACCGUCAACCUGCAGAUAGCUGGAAGUGGUCGAAUAACUUCCUUCAGCACCGCCCAUGUGAGCAUGAACCAGACGCCGCCCGGUGGACCGGGAUGCAGAGAACUUCACAUGCCGAGACGAGUAAGCAUCAACGGACUGUCGCACACUUCUUCUCCGCUUCCUCAGAACUGCGGCAAGCUAUGAGUGAAGCGGUCUGGGCGUCAUUGGAUUAUGUUCACGUUUUGAGGAAGAUGAUGUGGUGACUUCAGUUCAUGAUGACUUUUCAAGAUGCUUGUCAAUGUGGAAAACAUGUGAAUGAGAUGUCUUCAGAGAGUCAAAGAAAAAAGUACAGAAACUCUGGAUGUCUUUUGAGAUGUGAAGUUUUCACCACCUCCGUUUGAAGCCUUAGUGCAAAACAAUCGAAACAGUUAAGGUCCUCUGUCCGACAAAUGCUGUCAUGAGUUGUCACUAUCGUGAGUUGUAAUAUUAUUGUUCAUAUUUGUAUUCUUAAUUAAUAACCAUUUGUAGUCAUUGUAUUGUUUAUUUAUGAAUUCUUGUUGGCACUUAGCAGCAGAUGAUUUGCACAGCGUGCUCAGAUCUUCGGCGUGUUUGUGCUGGAGAUGACGUGUCUGGAACAUUAGGACCAAUUCAGCAAAAAGAUGAUUGCAAAUCCCUAGGAGCAAAUCUGUGGGCAUUUGUCGACGUCUUUGUUACCUUGAGGGCGGUAUUGCAAAGUCCCUUCUUGCGUGGCAUUCAUUUGGGUUCAGAGAGGAAAAGAGCAACAACAGAUGAGGAAUGUUUCAGAAACACUAAGAUGUUUGCUCCCAAAUGGACGUCCUCACUUUGUCGUUCACAAAAAUGCACAAUAGCCAUAAAAAGUACAAUGGGACCUUGACUUACCAUUUGAAUUGGUUCCAUGAUCGAGCUCGUCACUCAGGUUACUCGUCGAGUAAAUCAAAUUUAACAUUUAACCCAUUGACAUGAUAUGCCAUGAAUCCGUUUCGGACCCAAAACACCACAAGUUUUUGGUCACGUUUUAAAAAUAGCACUGUAUUGUAUCAAAAAAUAAAGAUGUAACCAUUCAUUCACUACAUAUAAUGUACCGAUUUAUAUUCCUGCGAUCCCACUACAUUGGUCCGUGCUCGGCAAGUUGGCCUUCCGAACGAAUUGUAUAUCGAUAUAAGAGAAAAUCAAUUGAUUGCAUCGAUACUAGGAAAUGAAAUCAUGUCAACUAGCGGACACUGUUUUCAAGCCUCACGUUGUGUUUCAAAGAGCACUUCUUUAGCACUCUCUGUAUUAUUCACACGAUUCCUAAAAGCUUUUGCUCGUGGAAACCUCACAGUGCUUCAUUCCUAGCCAUUACUAUUUGACCGUUUAGAACGGAUUCUCAAACUUUUUGGCUCCAGCCAGGGACCCCUUAGAGUGGACACAUUUUUCCAAGGACCCCCUCAAAAUUCUAACACGAAUUGAACAUCUUCUUUCGGGGGGGGGGGGGGAAACUGAACGAACCAGUAAAAUCAUGGCUGAAAUAAUAGGAAUAACAAGUUGCUGUUCCCCUUAGUUUUAUUGCAAAGCAAAACCAGUGCAUCAGGAAAAUCUUUACAUUGAAUGACCAUAAUGAAUUUGACCUGAUUACCUAACAAGAAACAACAGGAAUUUAGGAAAUUUCACCUGCACUGUCCAGUAUGCGAUUAUUUAUUUCAAGUCACACUGGAUACAUUUUUGACGAAAAGGUGACUGAAUCGACUUCAAGCCUCUGAAUUGUUUCGCAUCGUAUCGUUCUAAGUGAGCAAUUCAUCUCCUUGAAUCGAAUAGGCAACCACAAAUUGUGAUACAAAUCCAAUUGUUGUCAAAACAAAUACUUACACCCCUAACCCAUUCACUGCCAGUCCUCCAUAUUAACAUUUGAAUUCAACAGCCGUCAAUGGCAGCGAAUGAGCUAAUAAAAACAUAACAAAAAAAGUGUAAACAAUACAAUUACUCUACUGCAGUAUUUGUGUGUCGUGACCCAAAUUUGUCUUGCAACACGAAGCAAAAAAUUGGCUCGUACCAAAAAACUGGUAGGUUGAGACACUGAUUAAGUCGAGGUACCAGUGUAGUACACAAUGUUCGUUUCCUUCGUUUCUCAAUCAUGACUGACAGGUGCUAAAGACCGUUUCGGUGGACUUUGGAGCUAAAGUUACACAAUCUUUUAAAUGAGAAAACUCAAUCAAUGUGAAGAUGGAGACAUCUGAACUUUUGUGUGUGUUUUUGUCCUAAAACAAGACAGCUGCAGAUUCGCAUCGACUUGCCCGAGCUGGCGCACACGCAAGGACAUGUUUCUGUGCGUGUGUUCGAUGUUUAACGUGUAGGAUACCAACCACAGUGAGAUUUGCAUUCUGAUUACACAAACUUUAAUGGGGGCUGAAACAGAUUUCAAAAAGGAAAAAGCCAACGAACAAAUAAAUUGUGCCAUGCAGAACCCAAA